Saprolegnia parasitica CBS 223.65 is the source of this 2932-nucleotide messenger RNA. RefSeq lists its product as hypothetical. Bases 41 to 2857 code for a protein of 938 amino acids. Lineage: Eukaryota; Oomycota; Saprolegniomycetes; Saprolegniales; Saprolegniaceae. The record is from RefSeq and is a predicted model, not a curated record. Gene Ontology annotation, cellular component: Golgi apparatus. The transcript has 4 exons. Gene Ontology annotation, molecular function: transferase activity, transferring phosphorus-containing groups.
CUUCAAAAGAUAGCAGUUCGAAUCAAGACUCAAGAUCCAGAUGACGAGAGUUAAUGUGCUCUUAACGCUGGCGGCGUGCGUCCUCGUCACGACCUGCGCCUUGGCCGCGAGCGACGACAGCACGAUCGGCGGCGGCGCCAUCGACCCGGCGUACGGGCCCAUCGACGCUGUCUACACGUGGGUGAAUGGCAGCGACCCGGCGUGGCGAAUAGCCAAGGCGCAGUGGCACCACCAGUGGCUCAACGCGCUCCACGGCGGGCCAAUGAAGGCCAGCCCGACCGCCAAGGAUGCGGCGUCAACCGACAACCGCUACCGCGACAACGACGAGCUCCGGUACUCGAUUCGAUCGCUGUACCAGUACGCGCCGUGGAUCCGGCAUAUCUACAUUGUCACGUACGACCAGGUGCCGACAUGGCUCGACAUGGCCAACCCGCACGUGACCAUCGUGCCACACAGCACGUUUUUUGCCAACGCGUCGCACUUGCCGACGUUUUCGUCGCCAGCGAUCGAGGCGAACUUGGAUCGCAUUCCCGGCCUCUCCGAAUACUUUCUCUACUUUAACGACGAGAUGUUCCUCGGUGCGCCCGUGACGCCCGAGGAUUUCAUGGGUCGCGAUGGCACUCAAAACGUAUACCCGGCGUGGGAAAUCCCGUACUGCAACCACAUGUGCGGCAACUGGUUGCUUGGGAAUGGCGUGUGCGACCGCGCCUGCAACACGGAAAGCUGCGCCUUCGAUCACGGUGACUGCACCUGCACCAAUGCUGAGAUGCCCGUGGUCGCCAACGACUGGAAAGAGAGUUGUCAGUUACCAGAACGACAAUCAACGACAACAGCAAAUGUCUGUGCGCCGGGCUGCGACUGGAACUUGCUCGGCGACGGCCAGUGCCAAGCCCACUGCAACUUUGCCGAGUGCGCGUUUGACGCUGGUGAUUGCGGCGACAAGACUGCGGUCGGGCUUCUGCCCCACGCACGUCUCGACGCGUCUGUGGCCGACGCAGCCGUGCUUGUGGACCCAUCGAGCUUUGUGCUCGUGCUGGACGACGUCACCGCUGCUGCUCUUGAUGCGCCCAGUGCGCUCGUUCUGCACACGGCGAUCUCCCAGUCCAAGCUCUUUGUCUUCUUUGCGGUGAAUAGCUCCGAGACGACUGCCGUCAAGGUCACAUUGGCCAACGGGUCAACCGUGCGACUGCAGCUGGUGCCACACGGUAUCGCUCUCAAUGGCACGGGCUACGCCGUAGGGCUGCCGCCGCCGUCUCUCGGCGCCGCUGCGAGCGUCUCACCAGCGUUUGAACCGACGCAGCUGGCGGCGACGAUCUACAUUCCGUUCGCGUUGUUGCCCGACUGGACGAGCGAGACAGCGUUUCGCGUCAACGACGGCGCGGCCGUGACAUGCCCGGUAGUCGACGCCGCAUCACUAAUCGAUGUCGGCAGCGAUAGCUACUGCGCCCUCAACACGACGGGGGUGUUGCUGCACGCUCGACCUGGUGCGGUGGCCAACGCACGCGUCUGCUUCACGAAUGGCGGCAAGAGUGGCUGCAUCGAGUACAGCAGCGUGACGGUCGUCGCACCGACGGUGGUCGAUACAAAGUAUCUCUUGCCAAAAACCAAGCACGAGUGCCACUGGUGGGAGUGGUGCAACGCGACGUACCCGACGCUCGCCGACCGCUGCACAACCCCUAGCACGAAAAACCUCACGGCGAGAGAUCCCGCGGGUGCGGAGGCCAAGGCGAUGACGCUCUGCACUCGUUUCGGCGCGGACCUCGUUCACGGCCCGUUCACGGCCGACGCGACGCAGCCGCUCUUUGAAAAGAUGUGCCGCAUCAUGAACACGACGGACGAGGACCCGUUCUGGCUCCACGGAUGUUCGCAGCCGAUUGUGAUGCUGCCCGUCGACGACGCGGCAAAAUCAUCGAUGGACGCGUUUGGCUACUCGCUCAUGUUCGUCAACAAGAUCUAUGACCAAGUGUUCGGUAAAGCAUCGCUGCCGCGCCGCGUGCCGUCGCACACGCCCUAUUUCAUCCAGAAGCGAUUUCUCACCGAGCUCAAAGCCCACUGGCCGGCCGAGUUCAACGCGACGUCGUCGCACCGCUUCCGGCACCCGAAAGACAUGCAGUUUAGCUUCUCGUACAUGCACUACGUCAUGAACCGCCAUCUGCUGCACCCGCCGUCAUCGACCCGCGAAGUCUUUGCGAACCUUAUCGACAUCAACCAGAACGGCCGCCUCGACGAUUUCGAAGAACCCAACGUUCUGGCGAUCGUGCCCGAGGCGUCGCACGCACCGGUUCGCACACUGCUUGAUGCGUGCCGGCGCGCCGCGAACGACUCGUCGUCGCUGACGCUCGCCGACAUAACGGCGCACUGUCCCGGCCUGGAGCGGCGGCUGAGCCAAACCAACAGAUCGCGGCCCACCCAUCAUCUCAUGACCGAAGAGCAAGUGACGUUUCUCAUGCUCGCAGAGUCCAGGGGCGCGUACGGACAGCUGCACCGCGCCUGGUCACGCCCCACGAAAUUCGUGUGCGUGAACGAUGACAUGCACAACCCGACGCCCGCGUUUCACAAGAUGCUGCAAAUUUUCCUGCAGCUGCGCUGGAGCACACCGUCGCCAAUGGAGCUGACGGCCGAUGCUAGCAAUGAUACUACCGUCAGCCAUGCCAGGCCGUGGGUCAAGCCGCACUGGGCCGAGCCGCGCUUCAAGGCGAUGCGGCAGCUCAGCCACGAUGUCGAGUGGGGCGCGCUCUGGUCGUACCAGCUGCUUGUUGUCAUGGUGUCGAGCGGCACCUUGUUUUAUUUGAGCAUGUACCAGCGAUGGCGGUCGUCGAGUCGCGCCAAGAGCCUCGACAAGAAACUUUCCGAGUGAUCUGGAGCGUCGUUUAUUAGCUCAAACGUACUAGUACUAUCGCGUUGCAAUAGAAAUACAUUGUCUGGUGUCGUC